Molecule: messenger RNA, 1158 nt
Organism: Penicillium lagena
Lineage: Eukaryota; Fungi; Ascomycota; Eurotiomycetes; Eurotiales; Aspergillaceae
Exons: 1
Coding region: 1-1158 (385 amino acids)
Molecular function (GO): sarcosine oxidase activity; flavin adenine dinucleotide binding
Source: RefSeq, a predicted model, not a curated record
AUGGAACAAUACGACGUGGCAGUAAUCGGCCUCGGCGUCCUAGGCAGCGCAGCCGCCUACCACGCCGCCCAAAAAGGCGCCAAAGUACUCGGCCUCGAGCAAUUCGAACUGGGACAUACGCGCGGCGCCUCACACGACACGUCACGAAUCGUGCGGACAUCCAACUUCCUUCCGGAAUACGUGUCUCUCGCCAAAUCGGCUUACAAGGACUGGGCCGCGCUAGAGAAAGCCGUCGACCAGCACCUGCUCAGCAUCACUGGCGGUGUUGUCUUCUUCCCUGAUGAAGAAGGGGCUAGCAUGAACGCUGCCGAUUUCACAAGUAGUCUCGAUGCAAAUGAUGUGCCCUAUGAACUGCUCGAUGCCGCACAGGUUAAAACCCGCUGGCCGCAGUUUGAUAUCGCUGACUCGGUGAAGACGGUGUACACAGCCGACACGGGGAUCGUGCAUGCGUCCAAGGUUGUCACUGCGAUGCAGUAUGUUGCUCGUGGGCAUGGCGCAGUUCUUAAAGACCGGACGCCCGUUGAGCGUGUCACGCCUCAUCCCUCGGGGAAGGGAGUGAUCAUCUCAACAGCCACGGGCCAGGAAUUCCACGCUGCAAAAGCAAUCCUCACGACAGACGCUUGGACGAACACGCUCCUCGCACCGCUGGGCGUGCACAUCCCUCUCUCUGUUAUGCAGGAACAGAUCACAUAUUUCAAGCCGACGGACGUAUCUUCCUUUGAGUCCUCCAAGUUCCCCGUCUGGAUCUGGGGCGGACGAGAAUGCUACUACGGCUUCCCCUGCUACGGCGAAACGACCAUUAAGGCAGGGCGCGAUGUCGCGAACAACUUUAUGACGCCCGCUGAGCGCACGUUUGUGCACUCGCCGCGGUUAUUGGGCGAGUUGUGCUCCUUUAUGGAUAGCACUAUGCCUGAUAGUGGGCGCGAGGCGCUCAGGACCGUAACGUGUCAGUAUACCAUCACCCCGGAUCGGCAAUUUAUCAUUAGUCCGUUGGAGACUUGUAAGGAUGUGAUUUUGGGGUUGGGCGCGGCGCAUGCUUUCAAAUUCGCGCCGGCUUUUGGGAGAGUGCUUGCUGAGCUGGCGAUUGAUGGAGUGACGAAGGAGGAUAUUUCUACGUUCGGGAUUCCUAAGAGUGCGACUUGUACUAGCAAGUUGUGA